AUGUAUUUCCAGCAACACCAGGCUCACCUAAUUCCUCUGCCCAGCCUGAGAUGUGGGGAAUGCUGCCCGCCCCGUCCCUCCGCACCGGCUGAGCCGGUCCCUUCCCCUCCAGGGCUGAUCCCGGCUGGCGCCAGCGUUUUGGAGUUGGAGCAGAUGAUCAGGUCGGCCACGGGGAAAAGUGCCCUGCUCUCCUACAGCUGGUACGGGUGUUUCUGUGGCAUCGGAGGCAGAGGGACCCCGGUGGACUCCACGGAUUGGUGCUGCCAUGCCCACGACUGCUGCUACAGGAAACUGCGGGAGGGCAAGUGCAGACCUCUGAUCACCCCCUACCACUUCAAUGUCACCGAUGGGGAGAUCUUUUGCAGUGAUGAGCAGAGCUGGUGCAAGAGAGAGACCUGCCUCUGUGACAAGGCAGUGGCCUCGUGUUUCGCGGGCACUUUGACUUCCUACAACAAAUCCUACCGCUUCUAUUUCAAGCUGAAAUGCCAAGGAAGUCAGCUCCAGUGCUGAGGAGAAAUCUGCAUCCAGGCUUGCAGAUAUUGACUGGUUUUUCCCCAUUGCCAUGGCAAGAAAAGCCUGAUGUGGGGGCUGUACGGAGCUGGAGCCAGCAAAGUCCAACCACAAGGUGAUGCUCAGGGUGAAGAAGGGCACACACACAUUAGGGAUGGAAAUCCCCGAGGUCACAGAAAGAGACAGCUUCCUUUUCUUAUUUUGUCCCUUCCUCCUUUCGUUUUUCUUUCUUGAUUUCAGUUCCCAGCAAAGAUCAUGAAAUAAAAGUUAUUCAAAAUUAUUCUCUGUAGUGUUUUCUCAGAGCUGCUGAUUGAGGCACUGGAAUGGAGUCAUGUGGGCUGCCAAGUUUGGGGAACACUUUUGCCUCUCACACCAGCUGCCAGACACCUCAAUAUUUUCAUGAUCCCAAAAAAAACAAAGGUCUGACAGUGGCUUAUUCACAGCCAGUUAUUUACUCCUUCCCUGUCCAGGCCUAUCCCACUGUGGAUCAGUAGUGCUGCUGCCAGACCCCUCAGCUAAGAAGGACAAAGAAAUGCCACCAAGUAAAGCUCCCUGGGGUUUGUAAACUAAAUAAUUCCCCAGUGGUGAGCCUUGAUGGCAGCCAGGUUUUUUGGCUUCUACCAAUGUCCCUUCCCACUAGCUGAAAUCACCCCAAAAACCUCGAACAAUUGCAUUGAGGGGCAGAUAAGGCCAAAAGGUGGUUUUUUACAGGAAUAAUUGAAGUGGGAAAAUGUGGGAGAUUGUUUGAGACCCUCCUCUGCUGCUUAUGUAAAAAUAAAGGGUAAAGACUAGUUAUCUGCAGAGGAGGGAAGAUUUCAAAGCCUUGUCCAUACCAAGGCAGAUGCGAAUUUAGGAGGGCAGUUAAGUUGGUGACUAACUAGUUUCUCCACAAGUUCUGCAUACGAGUUGCAGUGUGGAAGUGGAAAAAUCAUACUGAGAGAAAUAAAGAGUAUUUGCAGUCACUCAUCCCAAAAACAUUCAUUUUGCUUCAUUCCCUCUCACGAUGGGUGAGCAUUUAAUCAUCCAGUCCCUGCCUAAC
This is a messenger RNA of Apus apus (common swift), 1549 nucleotides long. RefSeq names its product phospholipase A2, membrane associated-like. The record is from RefSeq and is a predicted model, not a curated record. NCBI's taxonomy places the organism in Eukaryota, Metazoa, Chordata, Aves, Apodiformes, Apodidae. Bases 1 to 510 code for a protein of 169 amino acids. Gene Ontology annotation, biological process: lipid catabolic process; negative regulation of T cell proliferation; phospholipid metabolic process. The transcript has 3 exons. Gene Ontology annotation, molecular function: phospholipid binding; calcium ion binding.